Molecule: messenger RNA, 1701 nt
Organism: Fonsecaea multimorphosa CBS 102226
Lineage: Eukaryota; Fungi; Ascomycota; Eurotiomycetes; Chaetothyriales; Herpotrichiellaceae
Exons: 2
Coding region: 1-1701 (566 amino acids)
Source: RefSeq, a predicted model, not a curated record
AUGGCCGCAGCAUCCCGUCCAACACCAACAAACCCAAAACCAGCCGAUUUUGGCCCCAACGUACACAUCUUCGAUCCGUCCAUGCCCAUGGCUGACAUAACCUCGACCAUAGCACCCAUCUUCCAGAGUCAAGACACGAACCAAUUUGGUCCGGGGCGUCAAGCAUAUUUCUUCAAACCAGGAUCGUACAAUCUGAGUGUAGACGUUGGUUACUACAUGACUGUGCACGGGUUGGGUCACUCACCUAAUGAUGUGAAAAUCACUGGUGGUGUGCAAUCGUUGGCAACAAGUACCCAAGGCUUGGCUCUGAACAGUUUCUGGCGCGGCGUCGAGAAUCUAUCCAUCGUGCCUACUACCAAUGGCGACAUCAGCGGCUGGGCGGUCUCGCAGGCCACCUUCUUACGCCGGGUGCACAUUAUUGGCGGACAGCUUUUUCUCUUCGACUGGCGCUAUCCAACGAACUAUUCCAGUGGCGGCUUCAUUGCAGACUCACUUAUUGACAAACAAAUCAUCUCCGGUUCCCAGCAGCAAUUCUUAACUCGCAACACGACUCUCACAAACUGGAAUGGGGGUGUCUGGAACAUGGUCUUUGUAGGCGACGACCAACCUCCUUCCGGAUCAUGGCCCGAUCAGCCUUUCACCGUGGUAGAGAAGACCCCUGUCAUCCGUGAGAAGCCCUAUCUCAUCUUCGAGAAUGACUACGCGGUGCAAGUUCCCAACGUCAAGAGGGGCAGCCAGGGUACAAGCUGGUCCAAUGUCCCUGACUCUGCCACAACACUACCAAUCAGUCAAUUCUACAUCGCCAAAGCAGCGACAGACACCGCCGAUUCCAUCAACGACGCCCUGCAUCAAGGCUACCACUUGAUUUUUACGCCAGGUGUCUAUCACCUCUCCAGAAGCUUGGAGGUCCAAUACCCCAACACCGUGAUCUUGGGUCUCGGAAUGGCUACAUUGGUCCCUGACAGCGGCACGCCGGCCAUGGUCGUCGACGACGUCGGCGGCGUAUCAAUCAGUGGGAUCAUCUUCGAUGCAGGUCCGAUUCGGACCUCCCAACUUCUGGUAAUAGGAGGCGCAAGCAGUGCAAGUGACCACAACGCAAAUCCCACGGCUCUGUUCGAUAUUUGCUGCCGCGUGGGAGGCGCAGCAGCAGGUUCGACACUGAACUGCGUCACCAUUCACUCCAAUAACGUGAUCCUCGACAACAUCUGGCUCUGGCGCGCCGACCACGGCAAUCCUGGCGCCGUUGGCUGGACGGUCAAUGCGGCUGAGAAUGGGCUGACAGUGGAAGGCCACGACGUCAUCGCCUACGGCUUGUUCGUUGAGCACUUUCAAAAGCUCCAGACAGUUUGGAACGGCAACGGUGGACAGGUCUACAUGUACCAGUCCGAGAUCCCGUACGAUCCCCCUGACCAGUCCUCGUGGCAACAGCCUACUGGAAGCAAGGGCUAUGCAUCGUACAAAGUAGGUGAUCGGGUUAGCUCCCAUACAGCCAAGGGCCUUGGGAUCUACUGCAAUUUCAACAACCAGGUCGAGCUCGACAACGCUAUCGAGGCACCAACAGGCCCGGGCAUUCAGUUGAAUCAUUUGACUACGCAGUGGCUUGAUGGGAAGCCGUUCAGCGCCAUCAACCACAUCAUCAAUGGGACUGGUGAUCGCGUGUACGACAAUGGACGGAAUUUGAAUGCAAAGUCAACUACUUGA